Molecule: messenger RNA, 588 nt
Organism: Formica exsecta
Lineage: Eukaryota; Metazoa; Arthropoda; Insecta; Hymenoptera; Formicidae
Exons: 2
Source: RefSeq, a predicted model, not a curated record
GGUUAUAUUUGAGAGGUUUUAUAUUGAAGUUGAAUGGAACGCAAUAAAUUGAUCUUGAUAAGUAGUUUUGUUAUCAUGCUACAUCAUCAUUUGAUGCAAUUGUGGAAAUUAAAACGGAGAAAACGAAGUCACGCAAGCAGAAGAUGGUGGGUCCGUCCCAUAAAUCGACCUAAAAAUCAACACGGUUACCAGGCAAAUCUUGUGCGUGAAAUCGAGGCGCAAGACCACGAGGAAUUUUUUCACAAUUUCCGAAUGUGGCCGGAGCACUUUAAUUGGCUGCUUGGCCGAGUGAGAGACAAAUUACAAAAGCGAAGCAGGAGGACUCCACUAGACCCCAAACUACGUCUGCAGGUGACCCUCUUAUAUCUGGCUCAAGGAGAUUCCAUUUUGAGUAAACAUACAGAAUUUCGCAUAGGAAAAUCAACAGCACACGCUAUUAUACCUGAGACCUGCCAAGCAAUUUGGGAAGCACUACAACCGAUUUUUCUCUCAUCCAUGGAUCAAAAUUCGUGGAAAAACGUCGCCGAUGGAUUCUUUGAUAAGUGGCAAUUUCCAAAUUGUCUUGGUGCCCUUGACGGAAAGCAUAUA